AUGGUCUUUCAAUCCUCAGCAAAAAGAUUCAAGACUUACGCGCUUCUAAAUAAAUCUUCCGACCUCAAGGACCACCUAAUCAGCAUUUACAUUUCGGCAGCUCAAUUUGAUGCUCCGCCACAGUAUCAGGUGACUCAGGUCUGUAAAGGUAUAGAUGGAGCAUCUUCAGGAACUGAUAUUCUUGAUCGGAUAUUUGCUGGAAUGAUUGCUAUAAGAGGGAAUCGUUCAUGCUAUCAUAUGAGUCAAGAUUAUGAUCCUCGUUUGUCUGAUUGGGGAUGGCAAGUUUGCCAGCAACAUCAUCUUCUCAAACGGCUUUAG
Ilex paraguariensis (yerba mate) is the source of this 318-nucleotide messenger RNA. The record is from the annotation of a GenBank genome assembly. NCBI's taxonomy places the organism in Eukaryota, Viridiplantae, Streptophyta, Magnoliopsida, Aquifoliales, Aquifoliaceae.